This is a messenger RNA of Anisakis simplex (herring worm), 2208 nucleotides long. Lineage: Eukaryota; Metazoa; Nematoda; Chromadorea; Rhabditida; Anisakidae. The record is from the annotation of a GenBank genome assembly.
GUAUCCUCAAUAAUGGGCAAUUCGGGUAGCAAAGUGAAUUUUCGUAAAGCGGUCAUCGAAUUGACAAGCAAAAAAACAGAAGGAGAAGAGGACGCGUUUUGGGAAGAGCUUUGGGCAUCGAACAUUAAUAGUGCGGCUGAUGUGUUUGCGCUUGUUCCAGCUGAAGAUGUUCGUUCACUGCGAGACAACACUCCGAACAAUCUCGCCUCUCUCUGCUACAAAACUGUGAAUCGUUUGACAGCUGCUCGAGAUUCCCCAUCCGCUCUUAAUGCUGUUAAAGUGUUGAAUUGUAUACGGUUAUUGACGCGUGUGAUGCCGUAUUUGUUCGAAGAUUCUGACUGGCGAGGUUUCUUCUGGUCGGUACCGCCUCAGUCUGAAGAAGGUGGCCAGCCUGCAAGUCAACCUCUGGCCUACACUCUCAUGUCUACAUUAACAGAUUUACUGUUCUGCCCCGAAUUUACAGUGGCUUCAAUUACCAAUCGAUCAGAGUGUUCUGAAGAUCUCUCGUCAUUGGAUAGCUGUGAAUACAUUUGGGAAGCAGGUGUCGGUUUUGCGACUAAGCCAACCCAAAAUGCCGAUCAUGAUAAUCGUCGAGCUGAAAUACUCAAACUUUUAUUGACAUGCUUUUCUGAAGUAAUGUACGCACCCGUUACAGAUGAAGAUCGAAUGCGUUGGAUAGCGCGUUUCACGUCUGCUGAGAAUCGGCACGUGUUACCGUUAUUUACGUCGUUACUGAACGUUGUUUGUGCAUACGAUCCAGUCGGUUACGGUCUACCCUAUAACUAUCUUCUCUUCUCAGAUUCUAAAGAACCACUCGUUCAAACCGCCUUACAGGUGCUUAUCGUUUGUCUUGACAGUGAUUGUGGACGUAGCGAUGCAGAAAAGAAUGAAUAUGCUGAUAAUUUCUUCAUAAAUUAUUUGUCCCGGAUCCAUCGUGAAGAAGAUUUCGAUUUCAUGCUGAAAGGCAUGACGCGUUUGCUAGCCAAUCCUCUGCAGUCGACGUAUUUGCCCAAUUCCACCAAAAAAGUUGCAUUUCAUCAAGAGUUACUGGUUCUUUUGUGGAAAUGUUGUGAAUACAAUCAGAAAUUCAUGUUCUAUGUGUUGAAGACCAGUGAUGUUUUGGAAAUAUUAGUGCCAAUAUUAUAUCAUAUCAACGACUCUCGAAAUGAUCCAGCAAGAGUUGGUCUUAUACAUAUGGGUGUGUUUAUUGUGCUUUUAUUGAGUGGCGAGCGUAAUUUUGGUGUACGUCUUAACAAACCGUAUACACCUCGUGCAGCGAUUGAUAUACAACCGUUCACAGGCACACACGCUGAUCUUCUCAUUAUUGUUUUCCACAAGCUAAUCACAACAGGCAAUCAUCGUUUACAGUCCCUGUUCGAUUGUCUACUCACCAUUAUUGUUAACGUAUCACCAUAUCUGAAAUCAAUCUCAAUGGUUGCUGCCAACAAGCUAAUCCAUCUAGUUGAAGCCUUCUCAACUCCAUGGUUCCUGUUCUCCUCACCAGUCAAUCAUCAUCUUGUUUUCUUCCUUCUUGAAAUCUUCAAUAACAUCAUUCAAUAUCAGUUUGACGGCAAUUCCAAUCUCAUCUACACCAUAAUAAGAAAGCGGCAAGUGUUCUACCAGUUGGCAAAUCUCGCCUCGGAUUCCGCAUCCAUAUCAAAAAGUUUACAAAACCGCAAAGGACGCGCUAAAACGGAUGAAAUAGCUGAAAGUAAACCGUUGACACCCACUUUGUCAAAUCAACCAGUUGAAGAUGCUACGAAAACAAGCAGUGUUAAGCCAACUCUUGCUGCCACUCCUCAUAUGUCAUCAAUGACUGAGAAAGGAGCCGGUGAUUGGACGAGAGAUAGUGCAGAAACGAGCGAGGAAAGUUGGGUGGCCACUCCCGAAUGGGUGGAAUCAUGGAAGAGCAAGUUACCACUGCAGACAAUUAUGAGACUGUUACAAGUGUUGGUACCGCAAGUCGAAAAGAUUUGCAUCGACAAAGGAUUGACGGAUGAAAGCGAAAUUCUAAAAUUCCUUCAACAUGGAACUUUGGUUGGACUUUUGCCAGUUCCUCAUCCGAUUCUCAUUCGAAAGUAUCAAGCGAACGCGGGUACAAACCACUGGUUCCGUACUUAUCUUUGGGGCAUCAUUUAUUUAAGGAAUGUAGAUCCACCAAUUUGGUAUGAUACAGAUGUGAAAUUGUUUGAGAUUCAAAAGAAUUGA